Molecule: messenger RNA, 2354 nt
Organism: Rhipicephalus sanguineus (brown dog tick)
Lineage: Eukaryota; Metazoa; Arthropoda; Arachnida; Ixodida; Ixodidae
Product: spidroin-1-like
Exons: 6
Coding region: 364-2073 (569 amino acids)
Source: RefSeq, a predicted model, not a curated record
AACCAAAAGCGGGCCGGCGCAGCAGAGGAGUGACCACGACACAGCGGGGUUCGCGACGACGCUGAGGAAGGCCCCUGGAUUAGCGUCAUCGUUGCUGCAGCAGCCCGACCCCGCUUCGGCUACAAGGCUUCGCAGUGGCUACUCCACGCCUGCACGUCUUUCCGCGUCGGACUACGCUUGACGGAGUGGACUAGCUGCGGUUCGGUGCAGUGACAUUGGACUCCGACUCAGUGGAAGUGACGUCCAACGCUCAUUUUGAUUCGUUCUCCUGACCCAAAGCGGGCAGCGCUCGAGAACUGAAGUGCGCUGCCUGAUACAGCGUAUAGAAAACAUCUUUGGGAACGUUCCUACCGACACCUCGGGAUGCACACGCUAAAGGUUCUGACCAUACUUGCCUGUGCGGCGCUAGCGGCUGCCGGCUCGAGAAGUUCGAGUCGAGGAUACUCCACCCCAACGGCCGGAUACGGUGAUUCGUCGUACGGCUCGUACAAAGGAAGCAAGGGCUCCCGGCUGUCGUACGCUUCGCUCUCCGGCGAAGGGCAGCAGUCCGACCUUUCGCUGGGCGCUCCCAAGGUGGCCAAGGGCAUUCUGCUCUCCAUCCGCGUGGUGAACCCCGACGAGAGCUCGGGUCAACCCACGUACGCGGCCCAAGUGCCCAUCCACUUCUCCGGAGGGCGCGUCACAACGGGGCCCGUCGUGUACGGCCGCGAGCAGCCCUGCCCCGAGGACCACGUGCACGGAAGCAGACAGCUGCAGAGCAUCGUCAGCAGCUACUCCGGUGGUGGAUCGAGGGGUAGCCGUGCCUACUCCCCCGCACACUACCAGAAUGCGCUGUCGGAUGCCAAGAGCUACAGCGUCAGCCAGCAGAUCCAGGUUGGUGUACCGAGCACUGCCAAGACGUACCAGUAUCACGGCCAGUCGUACGCCGUGCCCGUGAGUGCCGUUCCCGCCACGGCUUCUCAGGAGGACGCCAAGUCGUACGUUGCUUACGCUGGUCAGUCGGCGGCCGGUCCCCACUACCAGCAGGGCUACCAGGUCGCCCAGGCUCCGGCUGCCGCAUACCAGAACGGCGCUGUCAGUGACGGAAAAGGAUAUCCAGGAACCGCUUACGCGCACGGAGGACACGCUUACCAGGUCGUCGCCCAAGGAGGUGACGGCCAAGAGCACGUCUAUGUGACGGCGCAUCCCGGUGCGCAUGGCGGACACGGAGGUGCCACGGCCGUCGCGCAGAAGAGCUACUCGCCGUACGCAGUCCAGGACACGUACAGUGUCGAGGCGACGCCGUCCAAGUCAUACAGCGGCGAAACGGGAGCUUCGGGCAAUGCUAUCAACGGCCAACAAGCAUCGUACGAGGUGACGGAUGGGGGCCACGGCAAAGGCGGAUACGCUGGCCACGCUGCGUACGCUGCUGCCCCUGGCUACGCCGGCGGACCGAGCUACGGUGGUGGCGGCCAAGGUGGAGCCAGCUACGCUGCCCUAGUGGGACGUGGAUACUCGGCCGCUGCGGGACCCAGCUACGGUGGUUCGGCUGGACCAAGCUACGGAGGAGCGGCAGGGCCGACCGGAGGAUACGACAAACCGGCGUACCAGGUGGCGGCAGUUUAUCCGGGAGCUCAGCCCACGUACGGUGUCAACGCAGCUGCCUUCAAGGCGGCUGCCGCGGCAAGGGCAUACGGAAGCUACGGAGGAAGCGCAAGCGGAGGAGGAGAGGAGCAGACCAUCAUCGUGGCCUCGGAUGGGCCUGCCGGUGGAGACGGUAGUGGCAAGUCGUACGGGUCGUACCAGGGAGCGGCGGGACCGUCCUACCAAGUCGCGAGCGCAGCGGCUCAGGCGUACAAGCCCGGACAACAGCAGCAGCAGCAGCAGCAGCAGUACGCCGGGCCGCAUCAGCAGGCGUUUAGCCGGUACCCUAACUCCGGAUCCGGGUCGUAUUACUCUGGAACUUCGUUCGCGGAAGCCAACAGGCUCGCCCUGCAGAAGUACAACGCCCUCAUGAGCCGAGCUGCUUCCAUAGUUGGUGGCCCGCAAAAUCUCAAGGCAGUUACGGCGCGGUACAACAUCCCCUGGAACUGAUGGACCAAAGUAUGAAAACGUGGGAAAAUGAAAACUAAUAUGGGGUGACCAGGCGCCGCCUCAACAAGCCACUCAGCCACAUCUGUUGACGACUAAGAAAAAAAAAACCCUGCUCCUUGUUUAAAAGUGGCCGCGGUGGUUGCCGGGAAACCCUUGUACAGUAUUUUUAUUUUUUUCUUUUGUAAAAUAGUGCGUUUUUUAGUACCUGUGCUGUUCACAUUUUCGCCUGUGUUACCAUGUGUCGCCAUGUACAUUGUCAAUGUCAUUAAUAAAACAAAGAA